AUGGGCGGCUUCCGGUUCAAGUUAUCAGCAUUCUUGCUGAUAUCUUUUUCUCUGCAUAUAUAUGCAAUAAAGGAAGUCUUCGCCCAUGUUAUUGUCGGGAACCUCCGAACGUUCAAUUUCACGGAUUGGGUAUCCGACAUCCGAAUAGCACAAUCUUCCAAAAUCGACGGAUUUGUACUCAACAUAGCGGCCCAUGACCCAUCAAAUGAGCAUUCCCUCGAUCUUGCCUUCGAAGCUGCCUCUGCUGUGGGGAACUUCAAGCUGCUGUUUUCGUUCGACUACCGAGCCCAAGGUCCUUGGUCCCGCGACGCGGUUACUGAGCUUCUUCGAAAAUAUACCCGGCACCCGGCCUACUUUAAACAUGAUGGAAAGCGGCCAUUCGUCUCCACCUUUGAAGGCGCCGAGUGCGCUGAGGACUGGCCAGCCAUCAAAGCCGCCACAAACGCAUUUUUUGUGCCAGACUGGAGUUCAGUUAGCGCAGCCCAUGCCGUUAAACUAGCUGGGGGUGUCGUGGACGGCCUGUUUAGCUUCAAGGCCUGGCCGUCCGGACGGGAGAACAUGACUACCGAUAUGGAUGACACAUUCCGCGCUGCAUUGGGCGCUAGAAGGGUGUACAUGAUGCCAGUCAGCCCGUGGUUCUACACGAAUUUGCCGGGCUUUGGCGGAAAGAAUUGGAUGUGGAGGGGCGAUGGGCUCUGGGAUCGGCGUUGGCGUCAGGUAAUUAAGAUACAGCCUGACUUCGUACAGAUUCUAACCUGGAAUGACUUCGGCGAGUCACAUUACAUCGGACCAAUACCGGAGAAGGCCUUAGGGCUCUUUCAAGUGGCGAAUGCGCCCAUUAACUACGCGCAGGGUGUUACUCAUGAUGGCUGGAGGAAGUUCUUGCCCUAUUACAUCGAGGUCUACAAGACAGGCAAAGCUCCACAACAAGUUGACGAAAAUGUAUAUGCCUAUUACCGCACGACACCUGCCUAUGCAUGUCCGAACGGUGGUACAUCUGGUGGUAGUGCCGCCCAUGGUGAGAGUGUGAUGCCGCCGGAGCACUUGGUCGAUGACAAUGUGUUUUUCUCCACCUUGCUGAACACUGAUCACGGAGUCACCAUUACCGUGCGUAUUGGAGACAACGAGCAAACAGGGGUAUUCACGGAGUUUCCUGCAGCAGGACGCGGAACACCUGGAGUGUACACGGGGAGUGUGCCAUUUGCGGGUAGAACUGGGGACGUGGUCGUUGCUGUGUUACGAGGCAGUAAAGUCAUUUCGAGGAUUGGGGGGGGGAAACCGAUAGCCAACAUUUGCGAAAACGGCACGCAGAAUUGGAAUGCUGUGGCCAUUUAG
Thermochaetoides thermophila DSM 1495 is the source of this 1335-nucleotide messenger RNA. RefSeq names its product alpha-1,3-glucanase-like protein. The coding region runs from base 1 to 1335 and encodes 444 amino acids. The transcript has 2 exons. Lineage: Eukaryota; Fungi; Ascomycota; Sordariomycetes; Sordariales; Chaetomiaceae. The record is from RefSeq and is a predicted model, not a curated record. Gene Ontology annotation, biological process: mating projection tip cell wall disassembly. Gene Ontology annotation, molecular function: glucan endo-1,3-alpha-glucosidase activity.